Molecule: messenger RNA, 969 nt
Organism: Impatiens glandulifera
Lineage: Eukaryota; Viridiplantae; Streptophyta; Magnoliopsida; Ericales; Balsaminaceae
Exons: 1
Coding region: 1-969 (322 amino acids)
Source: RefSeq, a predicted model, not a curated record
AUGGAACUGUUCGGUUUUGUGGGCAUACUCAGGGAGACCUUCAGAAUCCUCCUAUCAAAAAAUGGGAAGCUAAUUGCGGUUAUAACCUUCAUCUCCAUGUUCUUCAGCCUUCUUUUUUCGAUCGGCCACAUCUUGUUUACCGUCAGAUUGAAAGAGGACAUAAUUGAGAAAGGUGUGCUUAUUAUGCUCUCUGGUCCUAUGGACCCUGAAUCAGCAGAUUUGAUUACUUUCAUAGGAAAAGACAUUGGAAUCCUCUUACUUGUGUCAUGGGCUUUCUUUAUUUCCAACAUUAUUCUCUCGGUUUUCACCAUGGUCUCAACAACAUUUGUGUCAGCCAGGUUCUACCAGGAGAAGGAGAAGACAUCGUUUUCAUUCAAAGAAUUGUUAUUGAAGGUCAAUGGGUCCAUCUUUAGGCCAACUCUUACAUUGUUUUACAUACUUCUCAUGUGCAUUGGUCUCUUUUCUUUGGCAUUUAGUCUCCUCGUACUACUUUCAUUGUUCAUCGACUUAUUUACAACGCUAAAGGCCAUAGCCAUAGCAACAUCAAUCAUUGUCCUCACUAUCUGGCUCUACUUAUCCGUUGUGUUUCGUUUGGCCAUGGUAAUUUCAGUUCUUGAUGAGCGGUUUAGUGGGAUUCAAGCGCUGGGAAAGGCUGGGGGACUUGUCAAGAAAAAGAGGUUGGAUGGUUUUGUGUUAAACCUUCUCUUCGCAGCAGCACUUAUAGCUGUGGAUGUUCCCUAUAUAAGGAUGAGGAUAGACAUCCAAUCUGCAUCGGUUGUCAUUCAAGUGAUUAUCGGGGCUAUCGUGGUAGUUUUCUCCGAGUUUGUGGCCGUGUUUGAACAUAUGUCCUACACGGCAUUGUAUUUCGAGUGCAAGAGGAUACAUGGAGAAGAGAUCAUUGAACUACAGGGAAAUUUGGAAUACAAAAAACUUCCUUCUAUGGCAAUAACUGCUGAAGAUCUCCCUUAG